This is a messenger RNA of Lymnaea stagnalis (great pond snail), 3829 nucleotides long. The record is from the annotation of a GenBank genome assembly. Lineage: Eukaryota; Metazoa; Mollusca; Gastropoda; Lymnaeidae.
GAACGUCAAGUGGCUCUCAAAUUCUUCUCAUCCAUGGCCGCAGCCAGACAGAUGGGUUCAACGGCCGAGGAACAGAGCGCGAAGCUACAGCAGAUCCUUCACACUUUGGAAAAGUAAGUUUUACAAUCUUUGAACCAGGUCAUUCAAACUUGAGAGGAGAACUUUAGUGUGUGGGAGGCAUUCAUCAAACAAUAUCAAAAUAAGUUUGUGGGACAGCCUUAUUAAUUAUGUACACAAUUAUUUCAAGUUUAUUGACUAGCCCUUGUUUUUUUUAAAUUUUACUCCAAACAUAAAAUCUGCAUCUUCAAAUCUGUAUCCUGUAAAGGCAAAAAAUUGAUCUUCCAUUUAGAUCAUAAGAAGGCCAAAAGUAGUCCACAUGCCUCCCCAUUUACUAGAUUUGGGAAAACAUGUUAAACAUUUUAAUAAAACUAUAAGAAUUAAAUACUUAAUAUUAAACUUUUAAGUGAACCCUUCUGUGACUUAUGAAACUGCACACCCUCCCCACCCCCCCCAGGCAAAGUUGUGUUGUUCUUUAUAGCCUUUUAGCGUCGCCUCUAAUGUGGCACCCGGGUCGGUGCACUGCCCUCUAAGAUGGCACCUUAAACUUUUAAGUGAACCCUUCUGUGACUUAUGAAAGUAUAAUCCCCCCCCCCCCCCCCACCCUUUUUCGUUUUAUAAAAGAUCCACUCCUCAGCCAAGAGAAUCCAAGGAGUCGCCAGUAAAAGGAAAAGAAAGCAAGUUAAAAUAUAUCCAACUGCUGGACCCAGAGACCAGAACCAAUAGAUGGAUGCAUACAACAUGGCACCAUCUCCCUGGUAGGUCUGAGUUAGUAGGCACACAAAAUAGAACCAUCUUUGUGGUAGGUCUGAGUUAGUAGGCAUACAACAUGGCACCCUCUCCCUAGUAGGUCUGAGUUAGUAGGCAUACAACAUGGCACCAUCGCCCUGGUAGGUCUAAGUUAGUAGGCAUACAACAUGGCACCAUCUCCCUGGUAGGUCUAAGUUAGUAGGCAUACAACAUGGCACCAUCUCCCUGGUAGGUCUGAGUUAGUAGGCAUACAACAUGGCACCAUCGCCCUGGUAGGUCUGAGUUAGUAGGCAUACAACAUGGCACCAUCUCCCUGGUAGGUCUGAGUUAGUAGCAUACAACAUGGCACCAUCUCCCUGGAAGGUCUAAGUUAGGCAUGCAAAAUAGCACCAUCUUUGUGGUAGGUCUGCGUUAGUAGCAGGCUAUUUUUGAUGUUGUAGUUGUAGCUGUGCCCUUGCACAUCUGUCUUGCAGAUCAUUGAACAAUUUCAAUACAACAUUUGAUUCUGUAUGUCCAAAAAUAGGUAGACUUUUGAAUUUUCUAAAUUUACUAUUCCAUUUUUUUUUAAUCUUCAACUUGUUAAAAGUAUUAAAAUUGUCAUCUUUACAUUAUUGACAAAAGUAGAAUUAUUUACUUCUUUUUUUUUUUUAAACAUCCAAUGCUUACAAUUUCAAUAUUUACAGGCAACACACACAAAAAAAGUUGCAUCAAAAAUUUAAUCAAAGUGUUUUAUCAUUCAGUUUUAAUUCCUAAAUUAUGCUUUGAGGUGGCGUAAUAAAAAAAUAGACUAAAACAAACCUUAGACAACAAAGAAGGCAACUUUCCAGUAAGAGGAAGAGGGGCCUAGAACUAGAAGGGGACCAAAACAUUGUGUUACCACCCCUCAUGUGUUGAGUGCAGUCCUUCUACUUCUAGUCUGAGGGGUUUUGUUGUAUCUUGUAUUGUAUCAGUUGGUCAAUCAGCCUCAUCCUCAAAUUAAUACAAUAAUAUCCCCAUUCCUAUUGAUUUUAUGUUGUAGGAGUUUAUAGAUCAAUCCUUCUCUUUAUUACUAUUACUAAAGUUUGUUUUGAGCUGACCCACUGCUCUCUUUAUUACAAAAUGUAUGUAUAUCUAGCAUAUGUUAGUAACACCAGCCGUUUUCCUGUUAGUAGAUCAAUAUAGAAAAAUUGGUAACACAAAGAAAUAGACUUUAUCCACCAAUUAUUACUGGAUUACUAAUGUUUCCAUGACUUUAUAUUACCAAUGUUUCUCUUUAAUUCAUGUCUUUCUAUGACUUUAUAUUACCAAUGUUUCUCUUUAACUUUAAUUCCUUUGUUUUUAUAACUUUUUAUUACCAAUGUUUCUCUUUAAUUUUAAUUCCUGUGUUUCUAGGACUUUAUAUUACCAAUGUUUCUCUUUAACUUUAAUUCCUUUGUUUUUAUAACUUUAUAUUACCAAUGUUUCUCUUUAAUUCCUGUGUUUCUAGGACUUUAUAUUACCAAUGUUUCUCUUUAACUUUAAUUCCUUUGUUUUUAUAACUUUAUAUUACCAAUGUUUCUCUUUAAUUUUAAUUCCUUUGUUUUUAUAACUUUAUAUUACCAAUGUUUCUCUUUAAUUUUAAUUCCUGUGUUUCUAGGACUUUAUAUUACCAAUGUUUCUUUUUAAUUCCUGUGUUUCUAGGACUUUAUAUUACCAAUGUUUCUCUUUAACUUUAAUUCCUUUGUUUUUAUAACUUUAUAUUACCAAUGUUUCUCUUUAAUUUUAAUUCCUUUGUUUUUAUAACUUUAUAUUACCAAUGUUUCUCUUUAAUUUUAAUUCCUGUGUUUCUAGGACUUUAUAUUACCAAUGUUUCUUUUUAAUUCCUGUGUUUCUAGGACUUUAUAUUACCAAUGUUUCUCUUUAACUUUAAUUCCUUUGUUUUUAUAACUUUAUAUUACCAAUGUUUCUCUUUAAUUUUAAUUCCUUUGUUUUUAUAACUUUAUAUUACCAAUGUUUCUCUUUAAUUCAUGUGUCUCAAUGACUUUAUAUUAACAAUUUUUCUCUUUACUUUAAUUUAUGUUUUUUGCACGAGUUUAUUCCAUAAUUAUUUUUUUAAAUCUCCUAGAAUACAAGGAUGACAACCCUGUCAAUAACUGGAGCUCCCACUACACCAGGCCACAUGCACCGACUCCCAGACAUUACGUUAUUCACCCCGACUGGAGUUAAAAAUGUUUACUUGUGAACCUGUAAAUGUGAAAGGAAUUUUUUACUUUUAUUCGUGUAGCAGGUUUAACUUCCUACAAAUAGACAUGUACAUGAUAAGGACAAUUACUUUAACCUGGUGGCUCAGCUGGUUAGGGUGUAAUGUUUUUAAUGGGAUUUUUUUUCCGUUUCUACCCCCCUCCACACUAGUUACAUUUGACUUGUUGCUUUAAGAAAAGUAUUGCCUGUUAAAUUAAGGUCUGAAUCAAUUCCAAUGAAGCAGCUGUUCUUCAUAAUGACAAAGUUAUGUCAAGAAAUAAUGCCAUAAUGUGCAAGUUAAAUUGUUUUAAAUAUGCGAGUUUAAAUUUUCAAAACUUUUUAUUUUAAUGUUCAAAACUUUUUAUUUUAAUUAAGGGGAAUAGAGUGAAGUGUAUGGGCACAGUAUUCCCAGGGAACAUUUAUUGUUGAAACCUAGUUGUUCAAAACUCAUGAGACUAGGCACAAUAUGUUUAGUUUUUUUCUUUAGACUAACAUAUUUGUUGAUUUUACUUAUAACUAUAGUCUCAAAAUCUAUUUUUUUUCCCUCCAAAGUGAUCAAAGACCUUCAGUUAUCCUUCAUUAGAUUUUGUUUGUUAUAUGUUUGUGGGUGGACUUGCUCUCAUAAUGCAAAACAAGGGUGUUCUUGGCUUAUCUAUAAUGAUUCUACACAAGCCUACUUAACUAACCCCUAUUGGUUUGACAUCAUGUGUUAUCAUUUGUAAUUCUUCAUUCUGGAUUGAGCUCAGUGAAAAGCAGUCUUUAAUUUUUUUUCCACCUGUUGCAAAAAUAAUAAAGUACCUGUUGAUACAUUUUUUUAUUUAAA